UAUUCUGUAGUGACUGCAUCUUUCCUUCUAGACAAGCCAGCAAGCUACAUCCAGCAAGAGGAAUGGGGAAAAGCAACACCAGUUCAGGGUUUCUGGCCCUAAACUCCUCAGCCUCAGCAAUGGCACCCACGACAACAUAUCCAAUGGACGAAAUCAUCCCUGGAAGUAUCUACAUCUGGAUUCUGAUCACAAACUUGAUGAUCAUCAUCUUCGGACUGGUCGGGCUGACAGGAAAUGCCAUUGUUCUCUGGCUCCUGGGAUUCCGCUUGCACAGGAAUGCCUUCUUAGUCUACAUCCUAAACUUGGCCCUGGCUGACUUCCUCUUCCUCCUCUGUCACAUCAUAAAUUCCACAGUGGUUCUUCUCAAGGUUCCCCCACCCAACAGGAUCUUGGUCCAUUGCUUUAACACCAUCAGAAUGGUUCUCUACAUCACAGGCCUGAGCAUGCUCAGUGCCAUCAGCAUGGAGCGCUGCCUGUCUGUCCUGUGGCCCAUCUGGUAUCGCUGCCGCCGCCCAGAACACACAUCAACUGUCAUGUGUGCUGUGAUCUGGGUUCUGUCCCUGUUUAUCUGCAUUCUGAAUGGUUAUUUCUGCAGUAUCUUAGAUAUCAAAUAUUUUAAUUUCUAUGCGUGUCUGGCAUCGAAACUCUCUAUCAGAGCAUACCUGAUGUUUUUGUUUGUAGUCCUCUGUCUGUCCACCCUGGCUCUCCUGGCCAGGUUGUUCUGUGGUGCUGGGAAGACGAAAUUUACCAGAUUAUUCCUGACCAUCAUGCUGACCAUUUUGGUUUUUCUUCUCUGUGGGUUGCCCUGGGGCUUCUGGUUCCUGUUUGUCUGGAUUGAGAACGAUUGGAUUGUACUAGAUUAUAGAUUUUAUCUGGCAUCAACUGUCCUAACUGCUGUUAACAGCUGUGCAAACCCCAUCAUUUACUUCUUCGUGGGCUCAUUCAGGCAUCGGUUGAAGCACCAGACCCUCAAAAUGGUUCUCCAGAGUGCACUGCAGGACACUCCUGAGACACCUGAAAACAUGGUGGAGAUGUCAAGAAGCAAAGCAGAGCCGUGAUGAAGAGCCUCUGCCUGGACCUCAGAGGUGGCUUUGGAGUGAGUACUGCCCUGCUGCACUUGACCACUGUCCACUCUCCUCUCAGCUUACUGACUGGGCAUGCCUCAGUGGUCCAACCACCUUCAAGAGCACUCCACUGACUUAGUAUUUAUACCUCUCCCAAGUAAUAGCAUUAAUCAAAAAGUACCAUGUCUGCAUCCUUCUUGACAUUAAUCAAAUUUUCAUACUAACUUCA
Molecule: messenger RNA, 1293 nt
Organism: Mus caroli (Ryukyu mouse)
Lineage: Eukaryota; Metazoa; Chordata; Mammalia; Rodentia; Muridae
Product: mas-related G protein-coupled receptor member A4-like
Biological process (GO): G protein-coupled receptor signaling pathway
Cellular component (GO): plasma membrane
Molecular function (GO): G protein-coupled receptor activity
Source: RefSeq, a predicted model, not a curated record